Oncorhynchus keta (chum salmon) is the source of this 4101-nucleotide messenger RNA. RefSeq names its product fibroblast growth factor 12-like. NCBI's taxonomy places the organism in Eukaryota, Metazoa, Chordata, Actinopteri, Salmoniformes, Salmonidae. Gene Ontology annotation, biological process: regulation of cell migration; positive regulation of cell population proliferation; positive regulation of gene expression. Bases 884 to 1642 code for a protein of 252 amino acids. The transcript has 5 exons. Gene Ontology annotation, cellular component: cytoplasm. Gene Ontology annotation, molecular function: fibroblast growth factor receptor binding; growth factor activity. The record is from RefSeq and is a predicted model, not a curated record.
GGCUGUUUGCAAACCAGGCAAUGAAGAGUGGACUUCACCGGUUGCUUUGAUAGUACUUUUUACCACAGGCUACAAGUGAGAUUUGUGCUUCGAUUUUUUCCCACUGGGCACAGACGUCAAUUCAACGACUAUUCCACGUUGGUUGAAAGUCAUUUUAAAGAAAUAACGUGGAAACAUUGGUUCAACCAGUGUGUUCGAAUGAUGUCAGUUUAGGAUGCUCAUUACUUGUCAUGACAACACAUAUUUUCCGACUGUUCUACAAUUUGUUAUAACUCUCCGUCUUCCAGAGAACAUUGAGGUUUCGAAUUUGGAUUAUUUUUUUAACCUGCUGCUCGAGUGUCGAGCCCGUAGUAAAUCCAAAAGACCAUGCCGUCCGCAGGCUGGUGAACAGUGUGUCCGCGUACAUGAACAGUGAACUCAGAAAGUUGUGCAAUGUCGAGCACUAGAACUUGUCGAGGAGUGAAAACGAUGGAUAAUGAAACUAUUUACGGGACAUUUUAGCAGGAUAACUGGGAAUAAUCUGGACUGGAGAUAAAGGAGUACAUUGGAGAAAUUUGCACAAUGUGCUGAAUGUAAAAUACAAAUGUGUUUAUUUAGAGAUAUAGUAGCCGACAUAUUUGUAAAGACUGCCUUUGCAAUAUUUCAUAUGUAUAUCGAUGUUGUUACCGUUAUUUAGAUCGCAAAUAUGUUUGAUUUCAGCAUUCAGCAAGUUCAGUCAUUUUAUGCACCUUACCUACAUAUUUAUCAUCAUGGCGCACUUACGCAACCUCAUGCAUUGGACCAGCCAUAAUCAGCACCCUCAGCAGUAUCUUCACAACAUCUCGCUCAUAGUAGAUGCGGAGACGAUUCAAGUGGUCUACACUAAGGUUAGUCUACCGGGGAGAUGGCGGCGGCGCUCGCCAGCUCCCUGAUACGACAGAAACGUCAAGCAAGAGAGGCAAACAGCGAAAAGGUCGCUACUUCGAAACGGCGCACCAGCCCCAACAAAGAUCCCCGCUCCUUGUGUGAGAGGCAUAUAUUUACUGUCUUCAACAAAAUUCGGUUCUGCAGCGGCAAGAAAAGACCAGUCCGCAGGAAGCCAGAGCCGCAGCUGAAGGGCAUUGUGACUCGACUGUUCAGCGAGCAGGGCUUCUACCUGCAGAUGAAGCCGGACGGCACUAUAAAUGGGACCAAGGACGAGAACAGCGACUACACUCUGUUUAACCUCAUCCCAGUGGGGCUGAGGGUGGUAGCCAUCCAGGGGGUGAAGGCCGGCCUCUACGCAGCCAUGAAUGGAGAGGGCUUCCUCUACACCUCAGACUUGUUCACAGUAGAGGCAAAAUUCAAGGAGUCUGUUUUUGAGAACUACUAUGUCAUCUACUCAUCGACGCUGUUCCGGCAGCACGAGUCUGGCAGGGCCUGGUACCUGGGCCUCAACAAGGACGGCGUUGUCAUGAAGGGCAACCGGGUGAAGAAGACCAAGCCCUCCUCACACUUUGUGCCCAGACCCAUCGAAGUUUGCAUGUACAAAGAGCCAUCGCUGCAUGACAUCGAGGAGAAGGGACGCUCACGAAAAAACUCAGGGACUGAGGCUCCCGCUCUCCUGAACGGAGGAGAAAAAGUGGUGGGGCAGAACUCCACAGAGCAGGACGGUGGCUCAUAGCCUGCACAUCGCCCCGCGUAUUUCUUACACCUUGUUCAACGACAACAACAACGACCAUAAACAACAACAACAACAACAAACAACAACAACAACAACAAAAAUAGAAGAAAAAAAACAUACAAUUACGAAAUUCUUGCCUGUGAAAUAUUUGAGAAAAAAAGGGAGAAAAUAUUUUUCAAUCAAGGACAUUGAAUUGACAUUUUAUGCAAAAGCCUGAUAUGAGUGUGGCACCAGGGAGUUCGUCCUCCUCAUCAUGACAAUGUCAAUGUUUCAAAGCUUUAAACCAUGGUAGUUCACACAUGUUGAUUUUAUGAAUGCAACAGCACUUUCCCGUACUACUUGCGUUGUUAGAAUCAUGGAUUAGCAUGGUAUUGUAAUUGAUUUAGGGCUUUAUUCAAACAGAUCAGCUUUAGUCGACAUCCGCAUAGCAGUUGUUUCGGCGGUGUCGGAGGUGGAACUGCGUUAGAGCUGUCAAAUCGACCAAGAGGCUCCUGGCAUUAUACCCAAAACAGACAUUGCCGUUUAAGAGAAAUGUUCGAACACUGGAAUGUGAGAUGUCAUUUACACCUCGAUUAGGCUGAUCCUCAUCAUUUUUGUUUUAAAUUUGAGCGUCAUUAUUUCUGUAUAGCCUACACUUUCUCGUUCUGAACUUGGGUGUGGCUUCGUGAACAAUGAUCAAGAACAGCUGCUCACCGAUUUGACAGCUCCAACCCAGUUACACCUUCGACACAGCCAAAACAUCAGCUGUGCGGUUGUCGGCAAUAGCCAGUUAACGCUUGAUCUGAUUGAAUCUAGGCCUAAGGCUCUUUCCCCUCUUCCUCCUAAUCAUUACUAUAAUUUUCCUUUUGGGUUGGGGAAGGGGGGUCAUGGAUGGGGUAAAGGCAGGGGUUUGGCAUGGGGAGGUUCUUCUGCAGACACUGCCGUCAGAGGGGAAUAGGUGUGUAUCACGAAUCCUGCUCUCUGAUUUGCUAUGAUGCCCUCAUGGGGAAGGGGGCGGGCAAGGGGUAUCACUGGGGUGGGGUGGGGUGGGGUCACGGUACUCCACACUGUUGGGCUUGAUGGAGUUAGCUACCUUUCCAACAUUAGGUUGGUCACAUGGUACACUUUAGUAUUAUUGUUAGCCACUUGAGUUGAUAGUGCAGCCACUCACAGAGCAGUCACAUGCCAUGGUCAAGAUGUCUGGGGUGCGGUCAUGCUGGUCCAGAAUUGUCUGUGAGACAGACAUGUAGAAUUCUGAUACUGCACAUAGUACAGUAGUGAAGGGGUACACAGAUGUUUUUUUUAAGCCAAGAAACAUUAUGUACAGUUUGAAAUUCUGAAAAGGAAGUAUUGUUAUUGGUGUGCUGCUUUUUAAAAAAUAGUUUGCUACACUAAAAAGCAUUUGAUCGAAAGACCCAGACAAUGAUUUGAAUGUGAGAGAUGUGAUGGACACACUUGAAGGAUCCUGAAUGAGGGGACAGCUAGGGCUAACGAGAGCAGUCAAAGGUCAAACCCUGAUGUCAUAUGUCAUGACACUUACUGCUGUCAUCAAAACCUGAGUUCCACACUCAGGUAUACCUUCAGACAUCAUCCAGGAAGUCCUUCAUAUUUCAGUGGGACCUCCACUUAUAAUAGCAAUCUAGAUUUUUGUGAGUUGUGCUAAAAGCACAUACUGCUUUCUCAACCAUCCAAAGCAUACAAUGUGUCAUUGUAUGAACCUCAUCAUUCCUGUGUGAUAAGUUGCACUACUGGGAAUCUGUUAUACACUGCCCUGAUUCAUUGUAGACUCUGGAUCCACUGCUGGGAAUAUCUAUACGCACUGCCCUAUAUCCUAUUGUCUUAUUAUCUCUUUACUUAUCACAGUUAAACUCAUCAUGACUCGGUCAACCAACACUGGAGGAGAGUUUUUAGAUAUGUUUAAAUUAGCCUAUCAAGGAGUCAUGAGGUCUAUGAGGUCGUCUCUGAUUGGCUGCUGUGCUGAAGGAGACCUGGCCUGAAAACGUGUUCCCCCCAGAAUUUUCUUUGUGUAAAUUGGUGAUUUUGCAUUUAAUUGGUGUACUACUACUCCACUAAGGAGAGAAAUUAUCCAAUCACUCCUCUGAGAAGUCUUCCAUUGGGGAAAAAGACACCAGCACUAGGACUAGUUGUGUUGGAGAGUUGGGUCAUUGAUAUGAGUUCAGGUCCAUGGCAUACAGGCAAUGAAUGGUAUGGGGGCAAAAAGAGCCCUGCCUAAAUGUGUACCGGUGUGUUUGGAUAUCUCCUCAAGGAGGUAGGCCCUUUGUCGAUCUCAACCUGAUCCUGAAGGGUAUAGCGGAAGGGUGUGAUUAAUGCCAUAUUUACGGUAAAUGGUCUUUCUAUGUGUUUGCUAAUGUUUGCACCUUUAUUGAAACACCUUCAUAUGCAUAAUAUAAUAGAAAAACAUUGCAAAUAAACAGCAGGAUGAAAAAUAUAACUGAACAAUAAAGAAUAAUGAUACCAAA